Messenger RNA from Anas platyrhynchos (mallard), 1048 nucleotides. NCBI's taxonomy places the organism in Eukaryota, Metazoa, Chordata, Aves, Anseriformes, Anatidae. The record is from RefSeq and is a predicted model, not a curated record.
CCAAUCCCCAUGUCCCCUUGUCCCCAUGUCCCCUUGUCCCAGUGUCCCCCUGUCCCCCUGUCCCAUUGCCCCCAUUGUCCCCCUGCCCCCGUGUCCCAUUGCCCCCAUGUCCCCUGUCCCAUCCCCAUGUCCCCCUGCCCCCAUCCCCCAUCCCAUUGCCCCCCCAUGUCCCCGUGUCCCCUGUCCCCAUGUCCCUGUCCCCAUGUCCCCCUGCCCCCCAUCCCAUUGCCCCCCAUGUCCCCAAGUCCCUGUCCCAUUGUCCCCCCCCGCCCCUUUCCUCCCCCGCGCUCGGCGGGAGCCAAUCAGCGGCCGGGGGGGGCGGGGUCGGGCGCGGCCGAGCUGGGGCGGGCGGAGGUGGCGCGAGAAGGUGACAGCGGUGGUGACAUCGGGCCCUGCCAUGCUCCUGUCCCUCUGCACGGCGCUGCUGGCACCCACGCGGGCGCUGCUGGCCCUGCAGCGCUUGGUGGCCCGGCUGGCGGUGGCGGCGGCGGUGGCAGCGGCCGGGGUCGUCUACGGCUCUGGGGUCUUGGGGUGCUCCUGCGGUGGGGGCCCCGGAGGGCCCUGCGGUGGCGGGUGCGGGCAGAGCCCCCCCCAGGGCUGGCGGAUGGCACCUACGGGGAGCACAGGCACCUGCGGCUCAAGAAUUCAGGGCUGCGGCUCCACUACGUCGCCCGGGGCCCCCCCACGGCCCCCUUGCUGCUGCUGCUGCACGGCUUCCCCCAAAACUGGUUCUGCUGGCGUCACCAGCUGCUGGAGUUCAGCACCCGGUACCGGGUGGUGGCCCUGGACCUGCGGGGCUGCGGAGCAUCCGAGAAGCCACCGGGCAAGGAGAGCUACCGGACCGAGGUCCUCCUCGAGGACGUCCGCGAGGUCAUCGAGGUGCUGGGGACACCCGAGGGCCACGCGGGUGCCACCUCCGGGCACCCCAAGUGCGUCCUGGUGGGGCACGACUGGGGCGGCGUCUUGGCCUGGGAGCUGGCCGCCGGCCACCCCGACCUGGUGGAGAAGUUGGUGAUCAUCGACGCGAGUCACCGCGCCGUCUUCGCCA